Molecule: messenger RNA, 1484 nt
Organism: Amoebophrya sp. A120
Lineage: Eukaryota; Dinophyceae; Syndiniales; Amoebophryaceae
Source: the annotation of a GenBank genome assembly
AGCGUCUGGUAGUCUCAGCGAGAAGUAAACUUUUUGUCAGUCUUUUUGCCUCAUCCCGCCUCACCCAGCACAAAUAUUUCUGUUCCUCCAGGACCUCAUUUAUUCUGCAUCACGUAUCGGUGUCCGUUUCCGCAUUUGCACUCCGUGACCUUUUACCUAUGUGUGACGUUUUUUGCCCAACAAGAGAGUCUAAGUAAGUCUUCUAAGCUGUAGAUGUGGCCCUGGCCACCAUUAGCAGCUGCGUUCUUGGACCUUCCGUAAAACUACCCCCGUAGUUAGAUCAUCAUAGAGACUCUAAGUUACAGCAGGAGCAGCUGCACGACCAGAAAGUACGUAGCUCAUAACAACCCGCGCCACAUCAACACCUACUUCUUCGUCAAAAUGUCCUUCCUCCAGACGCUGGAGGACAUGAAGAAGUCCGGGGUUCCGGCCAGCUGGCGCCCCCUGAUCCAGAAGGACUACGUCUACGCCGUUUCCUGUUGGUUCUACGCGCUGAUCUACCUCUUCUGGAACGAUCCCGAGCUCAUCGCCCGCAAACUCCCCAUCAUGAACCACCUCGGCCUCUGCCAACUCGCCCCGUACUACUGGUUCCUCCAGGCCUGGGUCUCCUUCUGGUCGGACUAUUUGGAGCUCGCAAGGCCGAGCUGGAUAUCCUGUGCAAAAGUAUCGUACUCGUACAAGUGCAAGCUUAGCAUUACAAAUCUUGUUUCCACCGCAAAUCUGCAUUACAAAUUUUAUUUCUCAUGCUGAGGAAAUUUGCAAUGCAUUUAUACGAGUGCGAUACUUUUUGCACAGGAUACUGGAGCCACUUCGUCGACACGGUGUUUGCGGUGCUGGGGAGCUACUUGUACCUCUACGUGGCGUUGUUCGAGCGAGUUCUGGACCUGUUCAGCGGGUUUUGCGGGAUCAUGGGAGUGGUGCACGCGUAUUUCGCGUUUGCGAUGUCGAGGUAUUACCGAAGAGUGGAACCAAAUCCGAAAAAAUACGCGCAGUGGCACAUCCAGUGGCAUAUAUCGUUUCCGCUGUGGACGUCGGUACUGCUUGUUACUACUUCGGAGGUCGUGUGUUUCUACUUGUAUGUAAUUGCAGAAAUAUACUAAAUUGCCACUGUGUUUCCCCUGUUCUGUCAUGCGUGAUCUACUCGCUCACCAAACAAAAAUAAAACACACCAGCUCCUUGGUUGGAACCAGCAGCGGCUCCCGGACCCAGAAAUUCCGUGGUACCCGCAUCCGCUCUACUCGUACUGGAUUCCAAUGCUGACGUGUUUGUUCCUGGUGUGGAAAACGAGGUCAACGGCGGUGGGAGAAAAGAUUGAAAACACGAUCGAGAUUGGAAAAGGAAAAAGUAAUACGAACAAAAACAAUACCUUAUGCUCGGCUGCAGAUAACGACAUCACGCCAAGAACAUGCUCCGUCAAAAGCAGCGACAGCACCACCUGCUCCACCUGCACUGAGGUGGAUGACGAAGAGGGGAAGAAGAAAUAA